Panicum virgatum (switchgrass) is the source of this 787-nucleotide messenger RNA. RefSeq names its product SKP1-like protein 11. Gene Ontology annotation, molecular function: cullin family protein binding. The record is from RefSeq and is a predicted model, not a curated record. Lineage: Eukaryota; Viridiplantae; Streptophyta; Magnoliopsida; Poales; Poaceae. Gene Ontology annotation, cellular component: cytoplasm; nucleus. Gene Ontology annotation, biological process: SCF-dependent proteasomal ubiquitin-dependent protein catabolic process. The coding region runs from base 110 to 619 and encodes 169 amino acids. The transcript has a single exon.
ACCAAUCUCGCCAUCGAGAUCAGAGAGCAAGGGCGGCGGCGAAGCGAGGGAGGAGCAACUCGGCGUGGUCGUCGUAGCACCACCGUAGCAACUAGCAAGCAGCAGCGCGAUGGCAUCGGCGGGUUCCGUCGACGAGACGGCGGCCGCGGCCACAGCCACGGCCACCGGCACGAUCUUGCUCAUCAGCUCGGACGGCGAGCGCUUCGAGGUGCCGGAGGAGGCGUCGAACCUGUCCGAGACCAUCCGCCACAUGAUCGAGGACGGCUGCACCGAGGGCGGCGUCCCGGUCCCCAACGUCACCGGCAGGAUCCUCGCCAAGGUCCUCGAGUACUGCAACAAGCACGCCGCCGACGCCGAGUCGAACAAGGAGGAGCUGGACAAGUUCGACAAGGCGUUCGUCGACGAGGUGAAGGCCGACCAGGCCACGCUGUUCGACCUCAUCCUGGCCGCCAACUACCUCAACGUCAAGGGGCUGCUGGACCUCACCUGCCAGACGGUCGCCGACAUGAUCAAGGGCAAGUCGGUCGAGGAGAUCCGGCAGACCUUCAACAUCAAGAACGACUUCACGCCGGAGGAGGAGGCGGAGAUCCGCAAGGAGAAUCAGUGGGCCUUCGAUUAGAUUUAGAGGCCGCCGCUCCGGCCGCCGUGCGCGCGACCUUUUGCUACUAUGCUGCUAUGUUCAUUCCGUUUAUUUAGUCCAUCAGAUUGCUUCUUUAAAAUAGUUAUUAUAAUUGUUUCUUAAUUCUUAAUGUACUGCAACACCUAAUAGCGAAUUAAAAUAUUAUUA